GCCCGCCGGGAAGGCGCGAUCACAACUCUCAAGGGGAGAAGAAGGAAAAAAAAAAAGAGCGCGCGCUCUCCUGGAGCUGAAAGGCACAUGGGGCGUGGCCAGAACCUUCCGGCUCCGGACAAGGGGCGGGCAUUUGAAACGUACGGACGAGUGGAGGAGUCGAAGCUAUUUCCCGGCAAAGCACCCCAUUGGGAGGCGGCGAAGCUUUGGAAGUUGGGGAUUGGUGGACCUCACAGCGGGGCGGGCUCAAAGGAGGUCCGCGGCAGCAGGGUUGCCUCACCCCCCCCCUUCCCAUGUCAACAAGCGGGGCGCCUGCGCCGGGGGUUUGCGCGUCUUUUCCUCUCAUGCGCGGUAUUUGCUUUCCGAGCGAGGCCCCGGGUUUGGCCUAGAGCCGGUGGCUGCACAAUAAAAAAAGCGGGCGGCCUUCCUCAUCGCGGACUCUCGGAGCAGCCCCCCCCCUCCUUCCCCUCUUACCCUGGAGGUUUAGGAUGGCGGAAGACUCGCCCAAGCGGCGCAAGGCCAAUUUCAACGAGGCGGAGACGGAGGUGCUGAUCGAGCAGGUGUUGAAACACGAGCAGGUGCUGUUCGCGGCCGGGCCUGGCCGGGCCUCCCCGGGUCAGAAGCGCAAAGUCUGGGAGCUCAUCCGGCAUAAAGUGAACCCGGUGGCCGCUUGCCCUCGCGAGGUGGAGGACCUCAAAAAGCGCUGGCGGGACCUGAAGCGCCGCGACCGGAGCAAACUCUGCCGCGUCACCCACGGCGCCGGCGGGGUUGCCCCCCACCCGGCCUCCUUCGGCCUCCUGAUUGGCAACGAGGACGCCUCGCCGCCGGACCACCUCCGAUCCUAUACCUCGGGGCUGCCUGCCCCCAACGAAGCUGUGCCCAUCGUCGGGGGGAUCGAUACCCUGGAUCUGCCCAGAGCCUCCUCCGUGUCGGAUAUGGGUUUUACAGAUGACCCUGGUCCAUCCCAACAAUCGUGUGUGGAGAAAAUAAAUCUAAAAGAAGAAAUAGUGGUGAAAGUAGUGGAACCAGAAGAAAGCUCAGAAGAUAUGGCAGUCGUUCCUCCUAGCCAGGAGCAGCUCCCUUUUUUGGGGAUACCGAACGGAGGCCCUUGCGGAAAAGUAAAAGCCAAAACAAAAACUCAACCCCAGACAGACUCUAAUGAAAUUACAGAAGAUGAUAUCUUACAGAUCCAACAGAAUCAGCUGCAUAUCAUUCAAUCUGGGUUCGAUAGCAUCAAUCAUAAUCUUCGGCUUCUACACCAAGGAAUGCAAGAUCUCAACAACAGCCUCAGUGUCAUGACACAUACGUUAGUUGCUAUAAAAAAUGUAUAUGUGAAAAACAAUGCCGGUCCAACUACCUUUGCUACUGUCACUACCCAGACCACCGCAGGAUACCUGAGUCCUGGGUCCCCUUUAGUCGAGGACAGAGUUAGAGUACCAGUGGCUGGGAGUAGCAGCAGAAGCAGCAGCUGCAGCUCCAGCUCAAUGUCGCAAGAACCAGGCCCUUCAGAAUUUCCUCGGCCUCCACACAGACCUAUUAAAAAGGAACAUUCAAAUGGCUGUUACUAUUUCUGUUUUGCAGAUGUGUAAGACUUGAAUACAUGUAAAGCAACUGUGACGUUUGAGUAGCUAUUCUGUACCCUGCUCUGGCACUGCAUCAUGGUUAGCAAAUUUCUCUGGCUAUUCGUUUUUGAUAAUGCUAAAUGUAUGAGAUCUCCAGUAUUCCCAUAUGCAGAAAGCCUGUAUCAUAAGAGGAACAACACUAGCUACAAAUUGAUUCAACUGACUGAGGGGCAAUAUAGCAAUAUUUAAUAUUAAAGUGAAUUUUUAGAGCUCAUUUCGAUACGUUUACUCAGAAAUAGGUCCUGCUGUACCUGGGCUUGUUAACUUCCAAGUAAGAAUGAAUAGGAUUUACCUAGCUGAUGUCUCAUACAUUGACUUGCUAAGAGGAAAUAAAUAAACCCUGACAUCUUGAUAUUUCUAAUGUUGAGUUUAAAACAAGGAUGAAGAGAUAGCAGCAACUUUAUUUUUUUCUGCUAUAAACAUGUCAUAUAAGACAUCUUUUUGUAACAAUCUAAAUUGUGAAUUGGUAAAAAAAAAAUCUUACUUUAAAUGCUCCAUAGUACCUCUCCCAUAAAAUACACCAUAAUAUGGAUCUUAUCUGUUCUAGCAUUGGGAAUGAAUUGAGGUACUAAACCACCAGCAGAGUGCUUGCUAGUUUUUCCUGAUUAUUCCUCCAUUAUUGCUCAUGCCUCACUGUUCAGAAUAUAACUUCCCCAUCAAAACACUUUGCACAAAAUAUGCAGUAAUGGGAAGGUUGCCUUUUGUUGUAUAAUAAAAGGAAAUUUGUCCAAAAAAAACCUCAGUAUUCUUGAGACAUAUUUUCUAGGGGGAAAAAAGUCUAUGUAAGUAAGGGAUAUAUUUGACUUACCAUGCUGCAAACGCUCUUUAGCAGGGGUGUCAAAAUGGCAGCCCACACGCCGGAUGCAUCACGCAGAGGCCACAUCCACCCCAGCUCCGUGAAAGGGGAAAACAUUGCAAAACGUCACGUGACAGCAAUGUGACAUAGCAAGUUUGAUACCUAUGCUCUAUAGGUUUUGAAAUAUAAUGCUUUAUAUAUCAUACUUAUCCAGGCUCAAUGUAGCCUUAAGGUAAGACAGUCAAAAUCACCUACAAUACAGAUCGUCCUCAACUUAUGACUAAGGUGGUGGUUAAGUAAGUUGCACCUGAUUUCUCCGCCUUUUUUUUCCCAGAGUUGUUAAGCAAAUCACUGCAAUUAACUGAAUCAUGUGGCCAUUAAGCAAAUCCAGUUUCUUAUAUUGAUUUGUCAGAUGCCGGCUGGGAAGUUCGCAAAUGAUAAUCACAUCACCCUGGGACACUGCAACCAUUGUAAAUACAUGCCAGUUGCCAAGUGCCAGCUUUAAUUAUGUGACCAUGAGGAUGGUACAAUAGUCAUAAAUGAGAGGACUGGUUAUAAGUUUUUCCCAGCACAGUUCUAGCUACAAACAAAUGGUGGUGUAAGCCAAGGACUAUUAUUCCAUGAUCCUGACCAUUUGAUCAGGCUCACUAGGGAAGAUGAGAAUUGUGUAUCCAAGAUGGUUUAUGUUUUGUGCACCUACCAUGGUGGUUAGUCAAUAAGCUGUGUCUUGGUAUAGGGUAUGAGCCUUGCUUGUGUGUGAAGUGGGGGGAUGGUUUUAAAAAUAACCUUCAUUAAAACAAAUCAUAACAGAUGUAAACAAUUUAGUGUACCUGAUUCAUAUAAGGAUUUUUUAAUUAGAAAGGAUGUUGAUAUCCUGAGUAGACCUGCUACAGCAGAGAAUUUUUUUUUAAAAAAGCAUCACUCCAAGAAGGAUAUAAUCUAUACCACACUUAUGUUUUACCUUGAAAAUAUUCAAUUUUGAGAGUUUUAUCUUACUAAAGUUACUAAAGUAAAAAUAGUAACAUAUUCUUUUCAAGGCCCUACUGCAUACAUUGUUCCAUUCCACACUGACCUUUGUGCUGGCACUCCAAUAUGCUGAAGUCUGGGUAUAAAGCAAUAUAUUUAUUAUAAAAGUCUUUGCACAAAACACUUUAUUUCAGUGUGAAUGAUAUUGAGAGAUUUCCAUAAAGGUAUAGAAAGAUGUUAAACC
This is a messenger RNA of Ahaetulla prasina, 3628 nucleotides long. RefSeq lists its product as uncharacterized. The record is from RefSeq and is a predicted model, not a curated record. The transcript is spliced from 2 exons. Bases 489 to 1589 code for a protein of 366 amino acids. Lineage: Eukaryota; Metazoa; Chordata; Lepidosauria; Squamata; Colubridae. Gene Ontology annotation, cellular component: nucleus.